AUGGCACUUUUAACACCGUACUGGGGACUAGAUGUCAUCAUACUGUUCGCAUCCCUUAUAGUGGCCGCAGUCAUGUAUGCGACCAGGAAUUUUAAAUACUGGCAAAAGAGAGGCGUCCUGGAAUUUCCACCGAUGCCGUUCGUCGGAAAUUUCGCAGAAUGUAUGUUAAUGAAGAAAACACCGGCGGAUUUCGUGAAGGAUAUGUACGAUAAGUCCAAGGGACUACGUUACAUGGGAUUCUACAUUUUCGACAAGCCAUUCUUACUAAUACGGGAUCCUGAACUUGUGAAACAUGUCCUGGUGAAAGAUUUCAACGUCUUCUGCGAUAGAUAUGCUUCGUCGAAUGUGAACGACCGACUUGGAUACGUAAACGGUUUCACGAUAAAAAAUCCCGCCUGGAAGACACUUAGAGCAAAGAUAACACCAGCCUUUACCGCCGGAAAACUGAGGAAAAUGUUCCAGCUGAUGACUGUGAUCGCCGACGAUCUAGACGAUUAUCUUGAUUCGCAGAAGCUAGAAAAUGGUAAAGUGCUGGAGAUAAAAGAUCUUUGUACGAACUUUACCAUAGACCUGAUUGCUAGCACUGGUUUCGGUCUGCAAGUGAAUUCAAUAAAAGAUAGUAACGCACCCUUCCGAAAGUAUGGCAAAAAAAUAUUCGGUCGCGGUAUAGUUCGUGGCCUAGAAUUUCUUAUCAUAUUCUUCAUGCCGCAAUUAUGCAAAUACCUACCCGUGCAAUUCUACGGGAAGGAAACCACUGUAUUCUUUCGGACCGUAUUAUGGGAAGUGAUCAAUGAACGCAUAAAAUCUGGACAGAAAAGGAACGACUUCGUCGAUCUUCUGAUCGAGUUAUACAAAACGCACGAGAAGGAUGGCGACCUCGGUGGAUUUCAAUUUAGCGGCGACGAUUUAGUCGGACCGGCAGCUGGCUUUUUCACUGGCGGUUUCGAAACUUCGUCCACCGCCAUGUCUUUCAGCCUUUACGAGCUUGCGUUAAACAUGGACGUGCAGAGGGCCCUGAGGAAAGAGAUCCUCCAAGCUCUCGAAGAAAGCGGUGGAAAACUUACUUUUGAUAUGGUUUCAGGUCUACCAUUACUAGAUAUGGUUUUCUCAGAAACCCUCCGCAUGUAUCCACCACUGGGAUUUCUGGAACGUGUCGGUGUAACCGAUUAUAAAAUCCCAAAUUCAGAUUUAAUACUCGAGAAAGGCAUACCGGUAUACAUGUCUAUGACCGGACUGCAGUACGACCCAGAAUACUAUUCCGAUCCAAUGAAAUUUAAUCCCAUGAGAUUUAGCAAGGAGAACGCUGAAAAGAUACGGAAUUUCACUUACAUCCCCUUCGGCGAGGGACCACACAACUGCACCGGAAUGCGACUGGGGCAGUUGCAAACCAAGCUUGGACUCAUUCAAGUUCUGAGAAAAUACGAGGUGACAACUUGCGACAAGACACUAAUUCCGAUGGUUCUGGAUCCAAAAGGAUUCAGCGCGCAGCCGAUAGGAGGACUAUAUUUGAAUGUCCAGAAGGUCACUACUGAAGCUGGUUAA
Molecule: messenger RNA, 1542 nt
Organism: Dufourea novaeangliae
Lineage: Eukaryota; Metazoa; Arthropoda; Insecta; Hymenoptera; Halictidae
Product: cytochrome P450 6k1-like
Exons: 5
Coding region: 1-1542 (513 amino acids)
Molecular function (GO): monooxygenase activity; heme binding; iron ion binding
Source: RefSeq, a predicted model, not a curated record